This is a messenger RNA of Biomphalaria glabrata, 2493 nucleotides long. Its product is annotated as peptidase M20 domain-containing protein 2-like. The record is from RefSeq and is a predicted model, not a curated record. NCBI's taxonomy places the organism in Eukaryota, Metazoa, Mollusca, Gastropoda, Planorbidae. Gene Ontology annotation, molecular function: dipeptidase activity. The transcript is spliced from 10 exons. Bases 151 to 1434 code for a protein of 427 amino acids.
UGCACGUCACUUCCUUGUAUGCAAAUCCAUGGCGUCCACAUUCUAGUGAAGACUUCGCCUGAAGAAAAAAAAAGAAAAUUAAAAAUUAAAUCCUUGAAUUUCGUUUUAAGUAAGUUACUGUAGUGCCCAGAGACUAGGUCAGACCAGAGAAUGCCCAAGAAGAAAGUUGAGAUUGAAGAGAAGGAGCAAAUCCUGACAGAAGAGAAAAAGAUUGCUUUCACAGCCAUAGAGCAACAGUUGGACGAGCUCAAUGGAAUAGGAAAAGAUAUCUGGAGACUCCGGGAAAAAUCCGGGAAGGAAUAUAAGUGUCACGACAGAAUCGUCAAAUUCUUGAAACGUAAAGGGUUUAAAGUCUCAGAGAGAUACAAAGGUUUCAAGACUGCCUUCAGGGCGGAAUUUGGAGAGGGAGAGGUCGGAGGAGUGGAUCACCCAAACAUCGGGUUUCUGUGCCAGUAUGAUGCUGACGAGGCAACUGGUCACUCACAAGGCCAUAACCUGGUUACCGUAGUGGCCCUAACAGCAGCACUGGGCGUUCAGACUGUCAUCAAAUUUGCCACUGAGCCCGUAGGAAUGGUGACAGUUAUCGGCUGCUGUGGUCAUCCAGACAAUGUGGGGAAAAUUUUGAUGUUUGAGGAGGGAUGUUUUAAGGGCAUCGACUUUUUGUUGACCGCCUACCCCGCCCAUUACACCAAUGUCAGGCCACACUUUGUUGGCUCACAGAGGAAUAAAAUUGUAUUUAGGGGCCGAAGUCGACCAGAGGGAGAUCGACCGUGGGAAGUGGCCAAUCCGGUCAACGCUGUGGUUCUGGCCUAUCAAAACAUCGCAUCUGCCAGGCAGCAGUUUAAAGAAGACUGGUUAGUGAAAGGUGUCAUUGCGGAGGCCGGCUCUAAGGCGGAUGUCAUGCCAGAGUUCUCUACCAUGGAUUUCAUCACGAAAGCCCCCAAGCCCAUUGAAAUGAAAGUGCUCAGCGAGAUGCUCCAGAGAAGUUACGAGGCCGCAGCGAUGGCCAGCGGUUGCAGGUUUGAGAUCGAGCCCGCAGUGAAGGAGUUCCUAUGUAACAUCACUUGCCCUCGUCUGGUUGAGCUGUACAAACACAACGCCACUCUGAUGGGGUUCACAUUCCAUCACAAGAUGAAAGCCUUUGAGCCCCCGGAUGACAUUGCCAACGUGACAACAGCUGUGCCGACACUGAAGGUAUUCUAUUACUCAGGAUCAUCCGCUGAAUUAGGAACUGAUGAGUUCAGUAGAUAUGCAGGUUCCAAGGAAUGUGAAUUUAUGAGCAUCGUACAAGGCAAAGCUCUGGCCAUGUUGGCUAUCGACUUGAUGGUCUCUGAGGAGAAUAUGAAGGAGGUCUUUGAAGAGCACCAGUCCGAGCUUGUACGUCUGUACGAGUCGGCGGGAAUCGCGCCAUCAGAAGUAACACCACAACAGUGACAUCUCGUAUACAGUUUCAGACUUAUCUAAUUCGUAGAGCGACACUGUUGAGGAAAUAUGUCAUUAGUUUAGGUCUUUUAAAACCAAAUGUUGGUCUCCGCCUCUAAGUCUAUAUUUCUAAGUACUCUAAGCGUAACUUUAAGAAUAACAGAUGAUAUUAUAUAAUUUAAGCUGCCUACAAUGCCUCUAUUCAGCUUACGAGAGCGUUCUGUAUUAUUAUUAAAAAAAAAAGAUUUUACUUUGUCAAUGUAAUAAUUUAUUUGUGUUUUCCUAAACAUCGACCGUAAGAAGUAUCGGUAGUUCAAUCUUAUCAAAGAAUUUUUUAUCAAUGAAAUUGUCUUGUAGAGAAGACCUAACAGAUAUAAAGCAUUUUACUUUCUAUUUACUUACUUUCUAAUUUUAUGCAUGUACAUCACAAGAAAGUUUUGAUACAAAUAAUUUAAUAUUUAUUCUAUGUUUCUUAUAAUUCUUUUAUUUCGACAACAUUAUAAGAAGUGAUACGUUUUCUGCCAAUACUGUUUGAUAUGGUUACGUACACUAAUGGUUAUGUACAAAUGUUACAUAACAGUGAAUUGACCACUGGCUAAAUAUGUCCUAGUGGUUAGACCAAAGAGGGUCUUUAUAUGAUCACAUAACGAGAUAAGACUUUGCCUUGUUCCGUUUCUUAGAAAGUGAUAAUUUUGUGGUUCUAUUCCUUUAGAAUACAUCCAAGGGAUAGGAACUGGUAAAUGGUACCCGUAAGAUGUGAUGGUACCUGUAAGGAGUGAUGGUACCUGUAAGGAGUGAUGGUACCCGUAAGAAGGGAUGGUACCUGUAAGGAGUGAUGAAGGCUCAAUACAUAAGGAUAAUUGUAUUCAUUUAUAUCUGGGUCCAUUCUACUUAUCAAUGUAAGAAGUAGUAUGGUACUAUUGAUUGUGGGAUUGGGAUGUGACUAAAAUAAAGCAAUAUUUAGAAUAUUUAAAAAUAAAAAAGACAAAUGUUAGUAUAUCAUGUGUACAUUGUUAUGUUAGAAUAAUUGCUCCGAAUUUAAAAAUAAAUAUCUGUCAAAGUGGCACAAAA